GGUCACUUGAAAAUCAGCUCUCCUGUCCCCGUCAAUGGGUGGACUAAAUGACUCUGUGGUCACUGAAAUUGUGUUACUGGCCCUUUCUUGCUCUUGGGAGAAAAAACUUUUUCUUAUUUUGAUAUGUUCUUUGCUGUAUUUAGGGGUCAUCUUGGGAAACCUUUUUAUUUUGUUUUUGGUAAUUUUUGAUUCGCACCUACAUUCUCCCAUGUACUUCCUGCUGGCCAACCUGUCCCUCAUUGAUGUGGGUCUUUCCUCUACUACAGUUCCAAAGAUAAUCACAGACCUCUUAAAUGAAUACAAAAUAAUUUCUUUCCAAAGUUGUAUGACACAGAUAUGCUUCAUCCACAUCAUAGGAGGAGUGGAGAUGGUGUUACUCAUAGCCAUGGCAUUUGACAGGUGCACAGCAAUCUGUAAGCCUCUUCACUACCUAAACAUCAUGAACCCUAAAAUAUGUGUUUCAUUUGUAAUCACUGGAUGGGUAACUGGGGUGAUCCAUGCUAUGUCUCAGUUUUUAUUUGUUAUAAACUUGCCUUUUUGUGGUCCUAAUAAAGUGGACAGCUUUUACUGUGACUUUCCUAAGAUCAUAAAACUUGCAUGCACAGAUGCGGCCAAGUUUGAGUUUAUCGUUACUGCCAACAGUGGCUUCAUGAGCAUGGGCACCUUCUUCCUGCUAAUCCUUUCCUAUUCAUUCAUUUUGAUCACUGUCUGGAAACGUUCUUCAGGAGAAUUAUCCAAGGCAUUUGUUACUUUGUCAGCUCACAUCACUGUGGUGUUUUUGUUUUUCACUCCAUGCAUGUUUCUGUAUGUCUGGCCUUCUCCCCCACCUUCAAUUGAUAAAAAUCUGUUCGUUGUAGACUUCGCUAUUACCCCUGUCUUGAAUCCUGUUAUCUAUACACUAAGGAACAAAGACAUAAGGUUAUCUAUAAAAAGACUGCACAAAAGGAUAUCUAACUCCAAAUUUUGUUGACUACAACUUUUUCAGGGAGCUCUAAAACUAAACACCCCACUGCACGCUGAACCAUCCCUAUAUAAGCACCUCAAA
Messenger RNA from Felis catus (domestic cat), 1045 nucleotides. RefSeq names its product olfactory receptor 4F21-like. Gene Ontology annotation, molecular function: G protein-coupled receptor activity; olfactory receptor activity. The coding region runs from base 35 to 970 and encodes 311 amino acids. The transcript has a single exon. Gene Ontology annotation, biological process: G protein-coupled receptor signaling pathway. Gene Ontology annotation, cellular component: membrane. Lineage: Eukaryota; Metazoa; Chordata; Mammalia; Carnivora; Felidae. The record is from RefSeq and is a predicted model, not a curated record.